Messenger RNA from Wyeomyia smithii (pitcher-plant mosquito), 6803 nucleotides. RefSeq lists its product as uncharacterized. Gene Ontology annotation, molecular function: nucleic acid binding. Bases 3202 to 6522 code for a protein of 1106 amino acids. NCBI's taxonomy places the organism in Eukaryota, Metazoa, Arthropoda, Insecta, Diptera, Culicidae. The transcript has 3 exons. Gene Ontology annotation, biological process: DNA integration. The record is from RefSeq and is a predicted model, not a curated record.
CAGGCGGAAGCAGCAGACGACGAUUAGGAGACCAACAGCAUACACCUUUUUAGAGUGAAGUUGCGAAUUAGAAUUAUAUUACAAUAGAUCAGUGAAUAACAAUUAAAGAUAUAUUAAAAUUUUUCUUAUUGAAUAAAAUUUGUCGUUAAAUAGAAUUAGAGAUUAAAAUUGGAUUGAGUUACGAGUUACUACGGUUUACGUAAAUCCCUGAAUCCGUAAAGGAAAGCAGAAUUUUGCCUUUAUUAUUAGAGGAAAGACCGAUUUUUCUAAAAGCUGCAUUCGCUAAAAAACUGCGUGCUGCUAAAAAGAAUUCGGUUCCUCAUACAACUCCGCUAUUUCGGAACAAUCUUUUAGAAAAAUCGAUCGAUCAUGGAUAGCACAGCUGCCGAUAACGAAAUAACAAAUACACCCAAUGCGGACUUAUCGAGCUGCGUGAAUUGCGACCGCCCGGACAGCGAUGAUAAUUUCGUCCAGUGCGACACAUGUGAUGCAUGGUGGCAUCUAUCUUGUGCUGGAGUUACGCCUUCUAUAGCCGAUCGACACUGGAGCUGUCGUUUGUGUGUGCACGAUGUAUCAUCUAUACGCACUGUGUCAUCCGUGGCAAGAUCGACUCGCCUUGCGUUGCAGGUCCAGAAGCUGAACGAGCAGCGUGAAGUGGAGCGAAAAUACAUCGAAGAAAAAUACAAGCUUAUUGAGGCUGAACUGGAUGCGUCUGAGGAGAACGAUAGUGUCCGGACACAAGCAAGUAAACGGGCCAACAAUGAGAGGGUGAGGAAGUGGAUCGACGAGAACGCAGGUCAAGCUGAAGGCGCAGUAGGCCACAAUGAGGACAACAAAGCCGCCUCCUCGACGCUGCCCCCCGCACCACUCGACCCUAUUGAAGUUGCUGCUGCCGAUAUGAUUGCUCCCGCAUCCAGUCCAUUGAGACAUCCAUCGAUACUGUCUCAGCUUAGGCAGUCGAUUGGGGCAAAGAAGCACCCAACGAACUUGCAAUCAUCUUUACAGUUUAAUAAAGAAUUUGCUGCUGUACACACCGAUAAUGCAGCAGUUUUGUUCGCCAAAUUUCAGCAACAACUGAUGAACCCAAGUAGUUCAUCCAUGCUGGCAACAACCGCUAACCAAUCGAGGGAAAGUACUAUUUUGGAGAAGAGCAAAGGAGCAGUACCAAAGGUGCUGCAAAAUGAAUCGAAUCUUACUCAAAGAGAUAAUCGUUCGAAAGCAAAAGGUAAAGUCAUUCCUGAACCCCCCGUAGCACCGCAGCAAGGUAAGCCAACAAUAAAUAAGAAAUCCGCCCCAUCGGCUGAAGAUGGAAAUUUUCAAAGUUUAAUUGAUCAGUUUGGUAAUAUGUUUCAAACCAAACCGAAACCAAUACCACCACGAUACUCCACCGCUUUACCUAAACCAAACCCAAGUGUUCAGUUUCAAUCAAGUACUGAUUCACUACACGAAGAUGUAACAACCCCCAUCGAAUUUUCGAGAAUUACCGAAUAUAUCCCCACCCUCUCGCAGCUAGCCGCUCGUCAGGUUAUGUCACGGGAUUUGCCUCAGUUUUCGGGCAACCCUGCCGAUUGGCCUGUGUUCAUAAGCAGCUUUACAAAUUCGACGCUUGCUUGUGGAUACACUAGUGCUGAAAAUUUAUGUCGUCUCCAACGCAGCCUCAAAGGUGCUGCCUAUGAAUCGGUACAAAGCCGCCUUCUUCUUCCGGAGUCAGUUCCGCACGUAUUAGAUACCUUGUAUUUGCUCUAUGGAAAACCAGAGCUGCUUAUACAGGCGCUACUGGAGAAAGUUCGUUCCGUGCCCGUGCCGAAAGCCGAUAGACUAGAAACACUAAUCGAUUUCGGGAUGGCAGUGCAUAUUUUGGCCUCUGUGAUCAUCUUGAAGCUGCAGGGCAACUCGCGCAUUUGUCUAACCCAACACUCUUGAUGGAAUUGGUUGGAAAACUUCCCGCUCAUAUAAAGAUGGAGUGGGGUAAUUUUUUGCGAAACGUUUCGGAAGUUAAUUUGAAAACUUUCGGAGACUUCAUGUCAAACAUCGUGAUAUCUGCGAGUAAAGUGACAAUGUAUGAACGAAGAAAUAUCAAGAGUGAGUCCAGAGAAAAAUUAAAACCAAAAUAUCGCGGAACUUUUAAACGCACACUCAGACAUAACAGAGGAGGUGCGUGACAAGGAAAGAUUGUGCUACGUAUGUAAGAAAACUGGACAUCGUGUGCACGAUUGCAAAACAUUCAAAGCGUUAUCUGUCGAUGAACGUUGGAAAUACAUUAAUGCCGAGAGACUGUGUCGGAACUGUUUGUGUGACCAUGGCAGGAGGAGCUGCAGGCGUUCGAGUUACUGUGGGACGAAUGGAUGUCAAUACCGUCAUCAUCCUUUGCUUCACACUAUGAGAUCCAAUAAUGCACUGAGCCGCCCGCCGUACAUAUCUUCUGGUGAAAACUACACACAUCGACAAGUAGAGCAAUCGCUGUUUUUCCGUAUCAUACCGGUGACUCUCUUCGGACCACGCAUAGUGGUUAAUACGUUCGCAUUUCUUGAUGACGGCUCGUCAAUGACAUUGAUUGAGGAGACUUUGGUGAAUCAACUUGGUGUGCACGGUGACAAGCGACCGCUGUGCCUAAUGUGGACGGGUAACGUAACUAGAAUGGAAACAAGAUCACAGCAAGUGUCUCUAUCAAUUUCCGCGGUUGGCGGACAGAGUAUGCAUCCUCUAGAUGAUGUACGCUCAGUUAAGGAACUUUCACUUCCGAAACAAACUCUGUCGUACGAAAAAUUAGUGGCAAAAUACCAACACCUACGAGGGCUUCCCGUAGCUAGCUAUGUAAAUGCUACGCCUCGGUUGCUUAUUGGUGUGAACAAUUUGAAUUUGAUCGUUCCCUUAAAGGUGAAGGAAGGAAGCUGUCGUGAGCCGGUUGCUGCGAAAACUAGAUUGGGAUGGUGUGUUUAUGGCGGCCAUGACGGACAAAACACGAAGCAAUCGCUGAACUGCCAUUCUUGUAGUUGCACUAACGACGAUGAACUACACAAAAUAGUAAAGGAUUACUUCACACUUGAAGAUGUUGCCGUUUAAUCUACAAUACCUCUGCUAUCCGCGGUAGAGAAGCGGGCUCAACAAAUUUUGGAGAAAACAACGGUCCGAGUUGGGAGCCGCUUUGAAACGGGGCUCUUGUGGAAGUACGAUCGGGUACAGUUCCCUGACAGCUAUUCCAUGGCACUGCGCCGGCUGCAGUGUCUCGAGAAGCGAAUGGACCGGGAGCCUAAGUUACGGGAGAAUAUCGAAAGACAGCUGAUGGAAUACCAGGCGAAAGGAUAUGCACACCGCGCGACAGAAGCGGAACUGGUACUGGAGAACAAAGAUCGGAUCUGGUAUUUACCGCUCGGGGUAGUUAUAAACCCUAAAAAACCUGAAAAGGUUCGUUUAAUAUGGGACGCAGCAGCGAAGGUGGGAGGUAUAUCACUAAAUACGCUCCUGUUGAAGGGACCAGACCAAUUGACCGUCUUACCAGCUGUUUUGUCGCGCUUUCGGCAGUUUAAAGUAGCGGUUUCAGCAGAUAUAAAGGAAAUGUUCCACCAGAUCGUAAUUCGUGCCGAAGAUCGGCAUUCGCAGAGGUUCCUGUGGCGGAAAGAUCCGUCGUGUCUCCAAGAAAUUUAUUUGAUGGAUGUGGCGACCUUCGGAUCAACAUGCUCCCCGGCGUCCGCACAAUUUGUCAAAAACAAGAAUGCGAAGGAGUUUCAAGAACAGUAUCCCCGAGCAGUGGAGGGAAUAAUAAAAAACCACUACGUAGACGAUUCGCUGGAAAGUUACGAAAGCAUAGAAGAGGCGAUCAGAGUCUCUGAGGAGAUGCGGUUAAAACAUGCCAAUGCUGGCUUUGAAUUAAGAAACUGGCUAUCCAACAGCACAGAAGUACUGCACCGUCUCGGUGAAAUAAAACCGUCGUCCAGUCAGGAUAUUAAGUCGAACAGAAAAGAAUUCCAGCGCGUACUGGGGAUGAUGUGGUGGACCAAUGAGGACAUUUUAUGUUUGUCCACAGUAGUACAAGAAGCUAUCCAGAAAUUAAUCGAUGAGGGAGAGCGGCCAACCAAGAGACAACUGUUGAAAUGUCUAAUGGGUUUUUUUGAUCCACUGGGCCUGUGGAGCGCGCUGCUUGUGCAUGGGAAAAUUUUGCUGCAAGAUGUUUGGCGAAAAGGAACGCAGUGGGACGAGAAAGUCGAUGAUGCCGAUUUUGAACGUUGGACUCGAUGGGCGAGCCUUUUCCAGGAUAUCGGAGGGAUACGCAUUCCCCGAUGCUAUUUUCAGAAUGCAACCGUUCGCCACUAUCAAAACCUCCAGUUGCAUAUAUUUGCAGACGCAAGCGAAGUAGCUUAUGCCGCUGCAGCCUAUUUUCGGAUCACAAACCCAGACGGUAUAGUGGAGUGCACACUGGUUGCCGCAAAGACGAAAGUGGCACCGCUAAAACCUUUGUCAAUUCCUCGACUGGAGUUACGGGCCGCCGUGCUGGGAGUAAGGUUAAUGCAAUUUGUUGAACAGAGCCACAGCGUCAAGAUUCAACAGCGUUUUCUUUGGAGUGAUUCAACCACCGUUUUGUCCUGGUUGCGCGCCGAUCAUCGAAAGUACAAACAAUACGUGGCAUGUAGAGUAGGAGAGUUACUCGAGGCAUCCAACGUACGAGAGUGGCAUUGGGUGCCAACCAAACUAAACCCAGCUGAUAUGGCAACAAAGUGGGGGAAGGGUCCAUGCAAAAACAUAGCUGGCGCUUGGUUCAAUGGGCCGGAGUUUUUGAAAGGUUCCCCAAACGAAUGGCCUCGUGAGAAAACUAAAUUGUUACCCACGGAAGAAGAGUUGCGACCGUGUCACGUACACCGCCAUAUUUCCAUACCCGGAAUGGUGUUCGACCUACAGCGGUACUCACGUCUGUCACGCCUGAUUGGCUCAGCCGCAUACGUACAUCGCGUUUUCGACACCCGAAAACAAAUGUCGAUCGUGAAAAGCCAGAACAGCAGCUAUUUGACUUCGGAGGAGCUGCUUAAAGGGCAACGGACACUGAUUCGUUUAACGCAAUGGCAAGCGUUUCCAGACGAAAUGGUGCUUCUAACGCACAACCAACAGAACUCGACGGAUAAACAAUUACAGCUUGAAAAAUCAAGCAGCUUGUACAGGUUGUCGCCUAUGCUUGAUACUUUUGGAAUUUUGCGGAUGGAAGGGCGCAUAACAGCCGCCCCCAACGUGACAGAAAGCUCUAAGUUUCCAAUUAUACUCCCCAGAAAACAUAGAUUUACUUAUCUCAUGUUGGAUGAUUACCAUCGCAGAUUUCGCCAUUGCAACCACGAAACAGUCGUGAACGAGGUUCGUCAAAAAUACUACGUGCCGCAACUAAGAGUUGCCGUGAAGCAGGUCGCUAAAGCAUGCCAAUGGUGUAAAGUGUACAAAGUAAAACCCAGCAUCCCCCGAAUGGCACCGUUGCCAGCUGUACGUCUGGCUUCAUUUGAACGACCAUUUACGCAUACCGGUUUGGAUUUAUUCGGACCCUUAGUGGUGAAAAUUGGUAGGAGCAAUGCGAAACGUUGGAUUGCGGUGUUCACCUGCCUUACUAUACGAGCAGUUCAUGUUGAGGUGGUUCACAGCCUCAGCACUAGUUCCUGUAUAAAAAGCAUUCGCAGGUUCGUCGUUCGUCGUGGAUCACCAGCUACUAUUUACUCCGAUAACGGAACGAAUUUUCAGGGAGCAAAUAGAUUAUUGCAGGAGCAGAUGGAAGAGCUAGCCAUUACCUUCACCAGCACUUCAACUAAGUGGAUGUUUAUCCCUCCCGGUACACCCCACAUGGGAGGCGCGCGGGAGCGCAUGGUGCGCUCAAUAAAAAAUGGCAUGAACGCUGCGUACCAGAGUCAUGCAAAAUUGGAUGAUGAAAGUUUAGAAACACUGGUGAUAGAAGCAGAAGGUAUAGUGAAUAGUCGCCCGCUCACAUAUCUGCCAAUCGCCUCUGAAGAAAGUGAAGCAUUGACCCCGAAUCAUUUUUUACUAGGCAGCUCAAAUGGGGCUCACCAGCUAGUGCCUCAAUCAAGAAACAAUGUGGCCAUAUUGCAAAAGUCUUGGAGUCAAACUCAAUUGCACUUGGCCACCUUUUGGAGGAGGUGGGUACGAGAGUAUUUGCCUACUAUUGCUAAGCGAACGAAAUGGUUUGCGGAGGGAAAACCAAUAACCUCUGGUGACUUGGUUGUUUUGGUAGACGAGGCGAUCAGAAGCACCUGGGAAAGAGGUCGAGUUGUCGAAGUCAUCAGAAGCAGUGAUGGGAGGAUCCGUCAGGCUAUAGUACAAACUGCGAGGGGGUUGAUUCGUAGGGCGGUGAAUAAGCUGGCGGUAUUAGAGGUAGAUGAAAAAUGUAAAACAGACCCAGAGGGUCAGUGUUACGGGGGGGAGGAUGUUGGCUCUGGCGACACUGCUAUGCCAGCUACCAAUAUCUCCGAUAAAGAAGUUGCUACCCAAAACGAAAGUGGAGCUGUCAAGCAGGCGGAAGCAGCAGACGACGAUUAGGAGACCAACAGCAUACACCUUUUUAGAGUGAAGUUGCGAAUUAGAAUUAUAUUACAAUAGAUCAGUGAAUAACAAUUAAAGAUAUAUUAAAAUUUUUCUUAUUGAAUAAAAUUUGUCGUUAAAUAGAAUUAGAGAUUAAAAUAGGAUUGAGUUACGAGCUACUACGUGAGUAAAAAUUAAUUAUAUAAUUAGCAAUCUAACCUAACAGACUGUGUCUGAGCAGGGUUUACGUAAAUCCCUGAAUCCGUAAAGGAAAGCAGAAUUUUGCCUUUAUUAUUAGA